Molecule: messenger RNA, 996 nt
Organism: Suillus subalutaceus
Lineage: Eukaryota; Fungi; Basidiomycota; Agaricomycetes; Boletales; Suillaceae
Exons: 7
Coding region: 1-996 (331 amino acids)
Source: RefSeq, a predicted model, not a curated record
AUGUCGUCCUCGGGCCCCACCAUUAUUCAGACAGAAGUCGUAAACAUGGUCCUACCUCUUGUGGCGAUCACUGUCACAUCAUUCCGCUUGUAUUGUCGUGUACGACAAGGACGUCUGUGGCUCGAUGACUUAUGGGCAAUCUUCGGCAUGGUAUUCAUUCUCGCCCUAUUAGUUGUCGAUUGGUUGUAUCUACAAGACUCUGGAAAUUUUAAUCAAGGCACGAUGGUAGCACUGUAUUACAUGGUUUGCCAAUUCUUUUAUGCAGUUGUUUGGUGUUCCCGGAUAUCAAUUCUGUUAACAGUUGUACGACUCACAAUCCCAGGAUCCCUCAGGAGGGCCCUCACAUAUGCUAAAGUGAUGUUCAUCAUUGCAUGGGCUGUACUUUUUGCACAAGUGUGGUGGGUUUGUGAAUCUGAGCCCGGCUGGAAAACACAGCCGCGCCCGCAGUGCGAUCUCGGCAGAAACGUUGCAAUAGCGCAGAUCAUCACCGACGUUUUCGGGGACACCAUUCUUAUCUUGGCGCCGAUUCGCCUCAUCUAUAAAGUCAGGUUGACGAGGGCGCAGAAGAUCCGGAUAAUCGCGAUCUUUUCGACGUCAGCAAUCACCACCGUUGUUAGUCUUGCCCAUGCAUAUUACGUCUUAUCCAAUGGAGGGCUAAAGGAGGCAGUGGCUGCUAUGGUUGAGGCUUCCGUAUCCUUGAUCGUCGCGAACUUGAGCGUGGUCGUGGCAUUCCUCUUGAGCUUGAGCACAGAUGAUGAAACAUCCUCGUCAACACCAUGGACAGUUACGUCCAUCAUAACCUUCGGAUCACAGCCUAAGAGGCGCCGUGUUAUCGACCCUCUCGCCACGACUGUGAUAGGCGUUGAAACUACCACGAUCAAGUUGACCGAUCUCCCUGAAACUAGCUCCAGUGCGCUGAAAAGUGGCAACACCGACGAAAUUUCCCUACUCAACAUGGAGGGAAAGCAGAGCGGCGGUGAAGUGUGGGAAGCAUAA